AUGGCGUUCUUCACGUCUCUCCUCGCGACUCCGCGCAAGGCGUCGGGCAAGACGCUGCUCGAGCGGCUCGGCGGCGCCACCCAGCUCGAUGACCGGCGCGACGCGCUCGCUUCCUUCAAGGAACUGUCGGCGGAAGAGCCGCUCCGGCUCAUCGUCGAGGGCGGGAUCGGCCUCCUCGUGCGCCUGGCGGGCGACGAGGACGCACAGCUCGCCCGCGACGCGCUCGAGACGCUCUCCAACCUGUGCGACGUCGGCGUUCCGGCCGAGGUGCCCGAGGACAGGCCCAACGCGAAUCGGGUGGCGGGCGAGCACAACUGCGACAUGCUCCUCUCUGACGCCGAGCUGCUUCCCGCCGCGCUCGCACCGCUCGAACGCUCCGACUUCUACGUCCGCUUUCACGGGCUCGCGCUCCUGCGGCAGUUGCUCGCGACGCGCGCCGACAAGACGCACGAGGCGCUGCUGCACGCACCCGCGGCGGCGGGGAGGGUGCUGGCCCUGCUCGAGGACGAGCGGGAUAUCGCACUGCACCUGAUGAGGGACGUGGUGCCAUCUGCGCCGCCCGAGCUGGCAAACAUCCUCGCCUUCCAGGGCGGCUUCGAGAGCCUGCUCACCAUCGCAGAGGGCAUCGUGCGAGAGGAGGGGUCCGAGACGGCCGAUGCGGGAGCGGGCGCGGUCUUCGCCGACACCUUCGAUGCACUCGGCGCGCCCUCGACGACUCCCUCCCCGCUGCGAGAGUAG
Messenger RNA from Emiliania huxleyi CCMP1516, 738 nucleotides. RefSeq lists its product as hypothetical. The transcript has 3 exons. Bases 1 to 738 code for a protein of 245 amino acids. Gene Ontology annotation, molecular function: protein binding. NCBI's taxonomy places the organism in Eukaryota, Haptophyta, Isochrysidales, Noelaerhabdaceae. Gene Ontology annotation, biological process: transcytosis; endoplasmic reticulum to Golgi vesicle-mediated transport; intracellular protein transport. Gene Ontology annotation, cellular component: endoplasmic reticulum; ER to Golgi transport vesicle membrane; Golgi stack. The record is from RefSeq and is a predicted model, not a curated record.